This is a messenger RNA of Jaculus jaculus (lesser Egyptian jerboa), 3057 nucleotides long. RefSeq names its product rhophilin Rho GTPase binding protein 2 (gene Rhpn2). Gene Ontology annotation, biological process: negative regulation of stress fiber assembly; signal transduction. The record is from RefSeq and is a predicted model, not a curated record. Gene Ontology annotation, molecular function: protein binding. NCBI's taxonomy places the organism in Eukaryota, Metazoa, Chordata, Mammalia, Rodentia, Dipodidae. The transcript has 15 exons. The coding region runs from base 225 to 2129 and encodes 634 amino acids.
CUGGUGGCUUUGUGGACCUGUGGCUGCUUCUGCCGGGAGAAACGAUGGGAGGAGUCAGGCCAGAUGGGUCCUAUCUGUGAGGGUGCCGAUCCUGAGCCUUAGGGAACCGGUCUUCCUGUGGGACCCCUCCCAGCGCGGGUUGUAAUCCCCUUGCACAAACUGGCCGGAGCAAACUGCAGAACCAGAGGGCUGCUUUGAAUCAGCAGAUCCUGAAGGCUGUGCGGAUGCGGAAUGGAGCCGAGAACCUUCUGAAAGUAGCCACAAACCAGAAGGUGCGGGAGCAGGUGCGCCUGGAGCUCAGCUUCGUCAACUCCGACCUGCAGAUGCUGAAGGAGGAGCUGGAGGGGCUCAACAUCUCCGUGGGAGUGUACCAGGGCACAGAGGAAGCAUUUACCAUCCCCCUGAUUCCUCUUGGCCUGAAGGAAACCAAAGAAGUUGACUUUUCAGUCGUCCUCAAGGACUUUAUCCUGGAACAUUACAGUGAGGACAGCUGUCUGUACGAGGACGAAAUCGCGGACCUUAUGGACCUGAGGCAGGCUUGUCGGACCCCUAGCCGAGAUGAGGCUGGGGUGGAGCUGCUCAUGUCUUACUUCGUCCAGCUGGGCUUUGUGGAGAGCAGGUUCUGCCCACCCACCCGGCAGAUGGGGCUCUUAUUCACCUGGUACGACUCCUUCACUGGGGUUCCGGUCAGCCAGCAGAACCUGUCGCUGGAGAAAGCCAGCAUUCUCUUCAACAUCGGGGCCCUCUACACCCAGAUCGGGACCCGGUGCAACCGGCAGACGCAGGCUGGCCUGGAGAACGCCAUGGAUGCCUUCCAGAGAGCUGCAGGUGUUUUAAACUACCUGAAAGAGACCUUCACUCACACUCCGAGCUACGACAUGAGCCCCGCCAUGCUCAGCGUUCUGGUCAAAAUGAUGCUUGCCCAAGCCCAAGAAAGUGUGCUUGAGAAGGUGUGUCAUCCCGGGAUCCAGAACGAGUUCUUCAUGCUGGUGAAGGUGGCUCAGGAGGCUGCUAAGGUGGCCGAGGCCUACCGGCAGCUGCAUGCGGCCAUGAGCCAGGAGCCGGUGAAGGAGCACGUCCCUUACUCCUGGGCCAGCGUGGCCUGCGUGAAGGCCCACCACUACGGGGCCCUGGCCCACUACUUCGCCGCCACCCUCCUCAUUGACCACCAGCUGACGCGCAGUGCAGACGACGACCACCAGGAGAAGUGCCUCUCUCAGCUCUACCGCCGCAUGCCAGAGGGGCUGACGGCCCUGGGCACGCUGAGGAACGACCAGCAGCGGUGCCAGCUGGGUAAAGCCCAUCUGCUCCAAGCCAUUGGCCACCAUGAGGAGUCGCUGAGGGAGGCCAACCUGUGCAAGAAGCUGCGCGACAUUCAGGUGCUCCGGGACGUGCUGUCUGCCGCACAUCAGCGCACCCAGCUCAAGUACUCCCAGCACAGGGCAGACGAUGACCUCCUGAACUUCUCUGCGGCUCCGGAUGUUGUUCCGAAAACUGAGCAAGAGGUUGGAAUUAUAUUGCCCCAGUUCUCCAAGGUGACAGUAGUGGACUUCUUCCAGAAGCUGGGCCCGCUGACAGUGUUUUCCGCCAACAAGAGAUGGACACCUCCUCGAAGCGUUCACUUCACCGCGGAGGAAGGGGACCUGGGGUUCACCUUGCGGGGGAACACCCCGGUCCAGGUGCACUUCCUGGACCCUCACUGCUCUGCUGCGAUUGCAGGAGCCAAAGAAGGGGAUUACAUUGUUUCCAUUCACGAUGUGGACUGUAAGUGGCUGACGGUGAGUGAGGUCAUGAAACUGCUGAAGAGCUUCGGUGAGGAUGAGGUUGAGAUGAAGGUCGUGAGCCUCCUAGACCCCACGUCGUCCAUGCAUAACAAGUGUGCCACAUACUCUGUGGGGAUGCAGAAAACCUACUCCAUGAUCUGCUUGUCCAUGGACGAUGACGAUAAAACUGAUAAAGCCAAGAAAAUCUCCAAGAAGCUUUCCUUUUUGAGUUGGGGCACCAGUAAGAGCAGACAGAAGUCGGCCAGCACGCUCUGCCUCCCGGCGGUGGGCCUGGCGAGACCCCAGGCGAAGAAGAAGCUCGCCCCCCCCUUCAGCCUGCUCAACUCGGACAGUUCCCUGUACUGACGGGCCGUUUCCAGGACUGACUGGCCGUGGGAACCUCUGUGCUGUCACGAAAAUCCUCUCCUCCCAGCGCACAUUGUGUUUGAUAUGCUUCCGUGAGAGGAACUAGAAACCUCCAGGGAGCUGCGGGGACCCUCGAGGAGUUUCAGUAUACUGCUGUGAUUAUUUAUUCUCUAAGGAAAUGUACAGAGCACAGCGUUCACGUCUGCUGGGGCUGCCAGCCUGUGGUACGGUCAAGAGCUUAACGGCGGUCACCUACUCGGCUCUCUGUGUCUAGUUGUGAGUCCUCAGCUUAGAGCUGGGCAGCCCUUUGGGUGAAGGCCAGUCCUGGGCGUUCCUAGAAUCUGCUGCCCCCCACAUGGAAUUCAUUCACUGAAGACGGUAAUACAUCACUGUCAUUUCUACAGAAUACGAAUGCCAUGUCCAGAUAGGGUUUAGUGCCAAAUUUGUCUUACUUUUGUUUUUGGCAGUGCUAGGGAUUGAACCGCUGUCAAGAAAUAAAAACAGUCCCAGAGCAGCUUCCUGUAGCUCCAUUCCACUGACCAGCUGCUGACACGUGGCGGGUAGGACAUACUGUCUACAGGGUAGAUACACGCUGUGUGAUACUCAAAACAUUGCUUAAAGUAGAAAGUACACCCAUAACUGUGUAUUUUGAGUCUUGGGUAAGAAAGUAGUUUUAUAUUUUAUAAGGUAAUGAUGCAAACUGUUCAAGGACACUCUUAUCUACUUGAUCUUCUUGGCUAUACAUUGGAUGACACCGUGACUAGGAAGGUUCAUGGUAGACAUAGUAUAAAUGAUCGUUUUAAGAACUAACCAAGGUUUAAAUAUUUUUCUAUUGUGCAAUAUCUUAAGGGAAGCAACCACCUUUAGGAGCUAUUCCUAGAGCUGUUUAUUUGUGUAAAUAUUUAAAUAAAUAUACUCAUUCACCUGA